AUGGAAUACAGUGGGAAGAUUUCAUGGCGAGUCUCCUUAGUUCAUUAUCCUAAACCUGAGGAAUUGGCUAAACCAAGUUUUGGGAGUCUUACUCCUAGCAGUAAGAAAUCUACAGGUUCUAAGAAGAUCAUGUCUCGGUUCACUAGUGCAUCAAAGAACCGCAGUAGCCAAGGUUCGGCGAUUUCACUGGGCCAAAGGAGCGCAGAGCCGACACCCAAACACAUGGGGAAGAGAAAGGAUGAAAGCAGCCUGGGGCACUCAAAUGUAUCAGGCAAGGCCUCGCAAGGAUCUCAGGCUGGAGGCGAGGGGAGCAACUUGGCCUCAGAGAUGCCACAAUCGCCAUCAGAAAAAUCACAGAAGAAGAGGAAGAAGGUUAAGAUCGUGGAGUAG
Messenger RNA from Miscanthus lutarioriparius, 390 nucleotides. Lineage: Eukaryota; Viridiplantae; Streptophyta; Magnoliopsida; Poales; Poaceae. The record is from the annotation of a GenBank genome assembly.